AUGGGUGACUUCAAUGUGACCACUGGCACUGACAGGGAUGGCUUUGAGGACUGCAUCGAUCCCCAUGGGUCUGGUGAACAUGGUGAAAGUAGAUCCAUGUUCAUUGACUUUGCAAAAUAUCAGGAGCUGUGGAUCACUGGAUCCUGGUUCCAGCGCCCUAGCAUCACUGGACUUGGCACUCCAAUACUGGUGGUGCAGAGCAUCAUCCCAACUGACUGGAAAACAGGACUUGUCACCCCUAUCUGGAUAGGGAAGGGUGAUUGCCUGAUUGCGGCAACUACGGGGGAUAACACUGUACUUGGUGCCAGAGGAGAUGUGGAGCAAAAGGAUAUCGGACAGCAAAAACUGCCAAACCGAUCCCGGGACAAAAGAUGGAUAAGUGGAACGAAAUUGGUAGGUGCUGGCAAGCGAGAAAACUUGACGCACCUCCAAUAUUAUGCUUACCGAUUGACGACUCGAAAUGAGUUCAAACCUAUCUUGAGUGCUGGAAAACUAUUCCAACAGUACGUAGUGGAUGCGUAUUGCAAGAUAGAAGCUAAUCGAAUUCAGUUCCAUAGAUCAAAUCAAGCUCAACUCAGGAGCGAUCUCUACUCUGGUUUAAUGGACCACGUAAAUAAUCUUGCACAGAAUGAAGGUGUAAAGCCUGGUACUAUCUGUAUUUUGCCUUCAACAUUUCAAGGAAGCCCUAGAGCACAUCAGCAGAACUUCCAAGAUGCUAUGGCCAUCAUACGCAAGGACGGUGGACCUGAUGUGUUUAUGACUAUGACCAUGAAUCCAAAGUGUCAUGAAGUAAUGGAAAACUUGAAGCCUGGAGAAAGACCAGAGGAUAGACCUGAUCUGGUUGCACGUAGUUUCAAGGAGAAACUUACAGCACUACUGCAUGACUUAUUCGUGAACAAAGUACUUGGAGUGGUGAUCACUCAUGUUUAUGUAAUAGAAUUUCAAAAACGUGGCUUACCACAUUGCCACCUCCUACUUUUUCUCAGACCUGAGGAUAAACCAAGAAUUGAAAUUAUUGACAAGAUGGUAUGUGCUGAAAUUCCAGAUCCGGUCGAAAACCCGAGAUUGUAUGAAAUCGUCAAGGCGACUAUGGUUCAUGGCCCCUGUGGACACUUGAACAUGACAAGCCCAUGCAUGAAUGAGGAAAAAAUAUGUUCCAAACAAUAUCCGAAAGAUUUCAGUGAGGAAACCAAGCCGAACAUUGAUGGUUACCCAGUUUAUCGCAGGAGAAACGAUGGGAGAAAAAUUAAAGUUGGAAAGUUCACAGUGGAUAACCGCUGGAUCGUUCCAUAUAAUAGGUACCUAACUCUAAAGUACAACGCACAUAUUAAUGUAGAAAUUUGUGCAAGCAUUAAAAGUGUGAAAUACUUAUUCAAAUAUGUUUACAAAGGACAUGAUUGA
This is a messenger RNA of Erpetoichthys calabaricus (reedfish), 1401 nucleotides long. RefSeq lists its product as uncharacterized. The record is from RefSeq and is a predicted model, not a curated record. Lineage: Eukaryota; Metazoa; Chordata; Cladistia; Polypteriformes; Polypteridae.